AUGAGAAACUCCAAGAAGCGACCACGUACCAUGAGCCACGAAAUACCGUCAAGAGACUUGUUUUAUCAAACUCCAACAGAUUAUUCCGAGGACGAGACUCAACGAAUCUUCGAUUUCAUGAAGAAACUGAAACAGGCCGAUGAUGAAACACGCAUCUACAAUCGCUUCUGCUUUGCGAUUCAAUGUUAUCGAUCUGGUUAUGAAACCUACAUCAGUCUCGAAAACCAUCUCCUUUCGAUUCUCCGUGAUCACCAAGGUUUACGCAACGAGUUCCAUCAGCUUAAGUCGGGUUUUGCUUCUCCUCUAAUAAGACACAACAAGAAGAAUGAGAACGUGCUAUCAGACGUGGAACGUACGGUCGGGUUCUUGAAGAAAAUCGAAGGCCUAGGCGAUCGUGUGUACAAAGCGUUUAUAAGUGCGUUAGCGUUUUUCGGUGAUACCGAGACUCUGAUUGAACAACUCGACGAGAUUCUACGCGACCACACGUCUCUAAAAGAGGAGUUUGAAACAUUCUUAGUCGAUUCCCGUUUACUCAAACGCAAACGCGAAGAAAGCGUGGAGGUCACGCCAUCGUAUCAGAUUAGACCUGAAGCUGAAAAGGGGUCUUCCUCUGGUGGAGUUUUAAACGACAAGUACUAUUUGGUCAGUCCUUAUGAUCCUGACGUCGCAUCGCAGAAGAGGAUCAAGCGUUGCCUCAAUAAGACAAGGAAUAACCUAGAGGACAAACUUAUGAAGGAAGACAUGCUCUUACGUGACCUAGAUGCGGUUAUUAAGUUCGGUAAAGAUCCGAACUUCUCUGAGAAGCCUCCACUAGGAUUUAACAGAGUCUUGGCAUGGUUUUUCGGAGGUAAGGAGGUGCCACAAGAAUAUAAGACACAUCCGAAACGUGCGGCAAUAAAUAUGUUACCUAGGAUGCAGUAUACGCAUGAGGAGAUGACAGGGGCGAAAACAAGCAGGUUGAUAAGUGUCUAUAACCGUGCGAGUCGGAAGUGUAAUGUUAAGUAG
Messenger RNA from Eruca vesicaria subsp. sativa (arugula), 1005 nucleotides. NCBI's taxonomy places the organism in Eukaryota, Viridiplantae, Streptophyta, Magnoliopsida, Brassicales, Brassicaceae. The record is from the annotation of a GenBank genome assembly.